AUGAUACGUUAUAUGUUUAAAAUCAAGAGUUAUAAUACAGUAUCUUCUCAAUAUAAAAAAUUGAAUUUUAAUUCAACAAAUUUAUUUAAGAAAAUAAAAUAUUAUUAUUCUUCUAAAAGAAAUGAAGAACAAAAAGAAAAAUUAAGCAAAGAAGCUUAUGAUAAAGAUUACUUGUGGAACUUUUUAGCCUUUGAUAGAAACAUAUCAUUUUUUUCAGUUAGUUUUUAUAUACUUUUAGUUGCUACAUUAGCAUUACAUUUCUACAACAAUUUCAAUGAAAAUGAUAAAUUAAGUAAACUUGAUGAAGCAGUAGAAAGAGAAAAGAAAAUUUUGAUUGAACUAGGAAAUAAAAGAAAAAACUCAUAA
Messenger RNA from Plasmodium relictum, 366 nucleotides. RefSeq names its product conserved protein, unknown function. Bases 1 to 366 code for a protein of 121 amino acids. The transcript has a single exon. Lineage: Eukaryota; Apicomplexa; Aconoidasida; Haemosporida; Plasmodiidae. The record is from RefSeq and is a predicted model, not a curated record.